GGGCUGAGUUCAAUUAAGAGACCAUGUCCGCCAUCAACCCUCUGCGCUCUUCUGUCUUCUCAUUUAAACCAAAUUCUCCAUGAAAUAGCAGUAACGCGCGGCCUCAAGAAUGGCCAGCUCGGGUGCAGUUCAGGUGAAACUAGAGCUUGGUCACCGUGCCCAGGUCAGAAAGAAACCCACCGUGGAAGGUUUUACGCAUGACUGGAUGGUGUUCGUCAGAGGACCGGAACAUAGCAACAUUCAGCACUUUGUGGAAAAAGUAGUUUUUCACCUGCACGAAAGCUUCCCAAGACCAAAAAGAGUGUGCAAGGAUCCGCCUUACAAAGUGGAGGAGUCUGGGUACGCUGGCUUUAUCUUACCCAUUGAAGUUUACUUCAAAAACAAGGAAGAACCUAAGAAAGUGCGCUUUGACUACGACCUGUUUCUGCACCUGGAGGGGCACCCCCCUGUCAAUCACCUGCGUUGCGAGAAGCUCACCUUCAACAACCCCACCGAGGAGUUCCGCAGGAAACUGCUGAAGGCUGGGGGGCAAAGAGAUCCUCAUAAAAGAAGUACAGAAGACUCUAAAGUUAUGGUCAUGCAGGAGGGUUCUACCUCCCUGUUCGGCCAGCAUAUGAAGCUGCCCACCCUCCCCAGCAGCUCCCUGACACUGACCUUCUCUGACGCUAAGAAGAGCAAGUCUUCUCACGGGUCAAAGGAUGGGUCCAGAAGCGGCAGCAGCUCUCUCAACACGAGCAGCGCUAACAGCAGCGGCGGGAGCAGCUCUUCCAAGCUUCACAAGCCUGGGAAAGAGCACAAAGACAAGCCUCCAAAAGACUCGAAAGAGCAUGAAAGUGCCUUCAGAGACUCUACCAGGGAACCCGGUAAACCUUCCAAAGACUCCUCCAAGAAACCCAAAGAGAACCAGCCGGUUAGGGACGACCGACCCAUUCCUAAGAUGGGCUUCAAGGAGCCCAAGGCCCUGUCCAAGGAACACAAGUCUGAGCCCCCGCCUUCUCAUGGGGUGGGGCCGGGGGCAGGGGGCUUGCACCAUGGCUCCAAGGCUCCUGGGAAAAGGCCGCCUGUCACCGACAGUGAGGACCACGUGACCAAAAAGAGGAAGAAGGGCUUCUCUGAGGCGCCGCCCAAACCCCAGUCUUGCUCGUCUCCCCCACAUCAUCACUCGGAUAAAAAACUGGCGCGGGAGAAAUCCCAGACCCGCCCUGGCAAGCUGAAGGCGGACAGCGAGCCGGUGGAGAGGAGGAAGCCCACCGCUCUGCCGCCCUUCCACAAUGUCGCGGACCCCAACGACUCGGACGCGGAGGACAUGUCCGCCAAAUCAGAGUCCGAGCAACCGAGUCCGGCGAGCUCCAGUUCCAGCUCCAGCUCCGGAUUCGCCCCCACCCGCAAACGACAAGUGCCUGACUCCGUCUGCAGGAAGGUGGUGGCUGUUUCCGCGACAGCCCACACAGUUCUGGGCCCACUGCGGUCCAUAAUACAGGAUCUCCACUCAGACGAUAAUGAGGAAGAGUCUGAGGAGGAUGAUGACAACGAGGCAGACUCUGACCUGGAGCGGCCACUGCACACACAUCUUACUCACCGACACCGCAGGGUGAGUCUGAGUGACGGCAGCGACAGUGAGAACAGCUCCGCCUCCUCACCCCCACCUCGAAACGAUCCCCCACCUUUGCUGAAGACGAGCAAUAAUCAGAUACUAGAAGUAAAAAGCCCAAUAAAGCAGAUGAAGCCAGAGAAAACAAUUAAAAACAUUGAUUGUGACAAGGCCUACCUGGAUGAGCUUGUGGAACUGCACCGGCGACUGAUGGCACUGAGAGAAAGGCACAUUCUACAGCAGAUAGUCAACCUCAUAGAAGAAACUGGACAUUUUCACAUCACGAACACCACCUUUGACUUUGACCUGUGCUCACUGGACAGGACCACGGUGCGCAAACUGCAGAGUUAUCUGGAGACUUCUGGAACAUCCUGAGGAUCUGGGCAGCUGGCUGCCGCUAAGAGGACGACAACCACGCCCGCAGAGGGGGGGGGGUAUAAAAUUUUUUUUUUACUUGAAAUUA
Molecule: messenger RNA, 2054 nt
Organism: Megalops cyprinoides (Indo-Pacific tarpon)
Lineage: Eukaryota; Metazoa; Chordata; Actinopteri; Elopiformes; Megalopidae
Gene: mllt3
Product: MLLT3 super elongation complex subunit
Exons: 14
Coding region: 110-1966 (618 amino acids)
Biological process (GO): regulation of DNA-templated transcription
Cellular component (GO): super elongation complex
Source: RefSeq, a predicted model, not a curated record